UGGCCUCGUUACCCCGGUGCUCCGUUCGUUGCUCUCUUCGUUAUGUAUAAGACGUUGCGGCAGCUGGAGGGCGGUAGCUUGCCUUGUCUCUCUGUUCCUUGUGCCCUACGAGCAAGUCCUCGAGUUCCGUCCCUGUUCCUGUUGUCUUGAGUUGCUUCGUCUACCGUCAUCAUGUUGGCCAAGUUCUCUCUUCUCCCUUUGCUGUCUGCCGCAGUCUCGGCAUCUCCCAUCCUCGAUGCCAGGGCCCCGGUGGCUGCUCUCGACGAGAGAGCCGUGACGGUGUCGAGCGCCGACCUGUCCAACUUUGAGUACUACGUUCAGAUGGUGGCAGCAACCUCUUGCAACAGCGAGGCCGCCGCUGGUGCAUCAAUCACCUGCAGCGCCGAUGCUUGUCCCGAUGUCACCGCCAACGGAGGAAAGAUUGUGGGAACCUUUUCCGGACUCGUCUUUGGCCUCCAGGGCUUCGUCGCCACGGAUCCCGUGAGAAAGAACAUUGUCGUUGCCAUCCGCGGCUCCAGCAACAUCCGCAACUGGAUCACCAACAUCCUCUUCGGCUUCGACGACUGCGACUUUGUCGACGGCUGCAAGGUCCACACCGGCUUCGCCAACGGCUGGGACGAAGUCAAGGACUCCCUCCUGGCUUCCGUCAAGUCCGCAAAGGCCGCCAACCCCAGCUACACCAUCAUCGGCACCGGCCACUCCCUCGGCGGCGCCGUAGUCACCAUCGCCGCCGCCGACCUCCGCCGCGACGGCUACCCCGUCGACAUCUACACCUACGGCAGCCCCCGCGUCGGCAACGCCGCCUUCACCAACUUCGUCACCGCCCAGACGGGAGCCGAGUACCGCGUCACCCACGUCGACGACCCCAUCCCCCGCCUGCCCCCCAUCCUCCUCGGCUACCGCCACACCAGCCCCGAGUACUGGCUCUCCACCGGCGACGCCACCACCGUCGACUACGGCAUCACCGACAUCAAGGUCUGCGAGGGCGCCGCCAACACCAAGUGCAACGGCGGCACGUCCAGCCUCGACGUGGACGCCCACAAGUACUACCUCCGCCGGACCGGCGCCUGCAGCACGGACGGCUUCGGUAUCAAGGAGAGAGAGGACGUCUCGGACGAGGGCCUCUCUGCGCGCCUGACGGCCUGGGCGCAGCAGGAUAUCGAGUACGCCGCGUCGCUUGAGGAGUAAAGAAGGCACGACGCCGGUAUGUUGUAUACCACAUACACGAAAGGAAUUCAAAUGGCAUGACCAUGUUAUG
This is a messenger RNA of Colletotrichum phormii, 1258 nucleotides long. RefSeq names its product lipase. NCBI's taxonomy places the organism in Eukaryota, Fungi, Ascomycota, Sordariomycetes, Glomerellales, Glomerellaceae. The record is from RefSeq and is a predicted model, not a curated record. Gene Ontology annotation, biological process: lipid metabolic process. Bases 172 to 1188 code for a protein of 338 amino acids. The transcript has 3 exons.